Messenger RNA from Brachypodium distachyon (stiff brome), 874 nucleotides. RefSeq lists its product as uncharacterized. The record is from RefSeq and is a predicted model, not a curated record. Gene Ontology annotation, cellular component: NatC complex. The transcript is spliced from 2 exons. The coding region runs from base 271 to 642 and encodes 123 amino acids. NCBI's taxonomy places the organism in Eukaryota, Viridiplantae, Streptophyta, Magnoliopsida, Poales, Poaceae.
AUCUAGAAUACUCUACGGUCAAACAAGGCCUCACGAGUCGGGUGAAGGUUCUAUGGAAAAAGGAAUCCCCCUCGAGUUUUUCUCCUUGGCCUCCGCCACCAUCCCCAUUCCCCCGUAGCUCCCUGCCGCCCUCUGCCCCUCGCCGUCGGCCUCCUGGAAGACCUCCAACCCAAGCGACAGAGCCCGCAAACAACCCCGACGUCGUCCGGCCCCGAGCUCCCUCAGGACCCCCUCUCUUCCGGCCGCCGCCACCAGCAGCAAGAGGGCAUAAUGGAGGGACCACCUGAUGGUCAAGCUUUUUUGGGCCCUGAAGCUACUUACCUCAACAGCUCUACUACAUCUGUGGAUACAACUAGCAGCAGCUCACAGCAUGUAGCAAAACUCCAGAAGCUGCUUUUUCGGAGAAUGCUGAUCGGGGUGAACGAUGGACGCUAUUUCCUUGGGUUGUUUCACUGCAUCGACAAGCAAGGGAACAUAAUCCUUCAGGACGCAGUGGAGUACCGAAGCGCGCGCCAUUCUCCUUCGCCUCCAACAGAACAGAGGUGCCUUGGGCUCAUCCUGAUCCCCGCAGCUUGCCGUUUAUCUUGCCAUGUUGAUUGCUUUAUUGAAGAGCAGAUGUCUCUCCUGUCCUUGGACAAGUGAAGGAUGUUUUUGAUAUUUUUCUGCUCUCCCAAGCAUAUAUAGCUUAGACGUAUUUAUGUCUGGAAACCUUCUUACGGUGACUUACUUAAUUUGUAGUCUUCUGUCAUGUGAGAUUCCCUGCAUAUUUUGUUAUUCUAGCUGGAUGACAGAUUUCAGUUCAAUAUAACAAAACUGAAAGUGCUAUACUUCUACUGCUUAAAUCUUCAAUCAGUGUGACUGGCUGUGAAAUCGA